AUGGCCUACACAGAACAGAGCCCUCUUCUUGGAGAGCGAUCGCAAGAGCCCUACAAAAAACAGUCAAUAUGGAACGCAACGCGAAUAUGCAUCAUCUGCUAUAUCGGCGCCCUACUCUUUGAUUCGGCUCAAAUCCUGCGCACCAUGCCGAGAACUAAACUCUUCGAGUCAAUUAUAUGCCAAAAAUACUAUGCUUCGACAAACACCAUACCAGAGCACAUGUGCAAGGUAAAUCCGAUCCAGGAAGAGCUCGUCACAACGCAAACAUGGCUCAAAGGUGGCGAGAGUGUAUGCGCGCUUCUCGUGGCACUCCCAUUUGGUAAUAUUGCAAACACCAAGGGCCGUUCGCUUGUGUUGACCCUAGCAAUCUCGGGCCAGAUUCUUGCAGACGCAUGGAUUGUCGCGGUUUGCUUCUUCAACUACACCCUGCCGCUUUCCCUGAUCUAUGCGUCCCCGCUUCUUCGGUCUAUCGGUGGAGGAGAGAUGGUCAUGUCUGCGAUUAUUCAUGCUCUUCUGGUAGAUGUGGUUGCCGAAACGAAUCGUGCGCAGGCAUUCUUUAACAUGGCUGUCAUGACACUUAUUGCUGAACUGGUGGCCCCUGCUGUUGGGUCCUUGUUGGUGGACUGGCAGGGCGUGUACAUCCCAUUGCUGUGUGCCUUCCCGCUGCAGGUUGCCAAUAUGGUAAUUUUCGGUCUCCUACCUGAUACUAGACCCCCAAAAACACUGGAGAAUGAGAAUAAUUGCGAUCCGGUUGAAGGCAGACAUUCGACUGAAGCGUCAGAUAAGGCAGGCUUUGCUAAUUGGGUGAAGUCUCUCAAGAGAAGCUGUGCACCUUUCCAGAUAAAGGCCAUCUGGUUGGUGACAGUUUGUUAUAUCUCUACCAUGUUAGCUAGGGAUACGAUUGACCUUUUGGUUCAGUACGUCUCCAAGCGAUUUGAAUGGAGCUUAGCCAAGGCAAACUACCUGAUUUCAGCUAAGGCGUUGGUCAGCAUGGCGCUCUAUUUGUUGUUAUUACCACUUCUCCGUAGGGCCCUCGCAAAGGAAUGCUCCAUCUCACCACCAAUAAUAGAUCUAUGGGUUGCACGAGGAAGCUCUUUGUUUGGUGUCCUAGGCCCUAUUCUUCUAGGAGUGGCCUCUGGACCAGUUCUCUUGGUUAUGUCUCUUGUUCUUUUCACCUUUUCAUUGGGAUACCCGUUUUCCAUUCAGUCAUACGGGACAUCGUUAGUCCAACCAGUUGAGGUCGCCCCAUUCUAUUCUGCACUGGCAGUUCUUCGAAUUGCUGCCACUCUCUUGACGUCCCCUCUCCUUGCUAUGGCAUUUAAAUAUGGGUUAAACGCUGGAGGCGCGGUGUCAGGCUUGAUUUUCUACAUUGCCGGUGGUUUAUUCUUAAUUGCUGCUGUCGGCAGCUCCCUGUUACGGUAG
This is a messenger RNA of Talaromyces stipitatus ATCC 10500, 1422 nucleotides long. RefSeq lists its product as uncharacterized. Gene Ontology annotation, molecular function: transmembrane transporter activity. The record is from RefSeq and is a predicted model, not a curated record. Gene Ontology annotation, biological process: transmembrane transport. The transcript has 4 exons. Bases 1 to 1422 code for a protein of 473 amino acids. NCBI's taxonomy places the organism in Eukaryota, Fungi, Ascomycota, Eurotiomycetes, Eurotiales, Trichocomaceae. Gene Ontology annotation, cellular component: membrane.